Messenger RNA from Eruca vesicaria subsp. sativa (arugula), 1074 nucleotides. NCBI's taxonomy places the organism in Eukaryota, Viridiplantae, Streptophyta, Magnoliopsida, Brassicales, Brassicaceae. The record is from the annotation of a GenBank genome assembly.
AUGGCUUCUUCUUCAGGUACUACGAGAAAGAAAAAACACAGCAUCAGAAGCAUCAGAGAUUUAGACCAUCCGACCAUCACUCUUUUAGGCUACUGUUUCGGAUUGCUUAAAGUACGCGUCAGGCAUAUGGUGAUGAAGCCAGUGGAAGAAAUAUAUCCGAAGUGGGCGAAUGAUGAAUUCGAGCCUGAGCUGGACAACCUGAUAAAAGACAUACUCGAUGGCCAGCUAAAUGAGAAGUUUUGGGAUGUAACCUCAACUACCAAAUCUCCCGAGAAGAGAAAAUAUGGUGUUGGCGCAUCUGUUAUUCCUAAUAUGGGCCCUUCUCCAAAGCGACAUAAAGGAAAAGAACCUGAUCAUAACAGCGACGAAAGAGAUAGGGUAUAUCAGAACGCCACUAUACUUGGCUUAAUUUCCAAACUUACUGCAAAAAUAGAAGGCAUAGAUGUUAGUGUAGCUGAGAGAGUUUGUAAGAGUUUAGAAGAUACCAUACAAUAUAAGGUGGACGCAAGAGUAGGUUCCUUGAGGGCUGAGUUGCUGCAGAAAAUCACAAGUUUGGAGGAAGAUGUGAAAUUUUAUAAAAACAAGGCUGAUGUGGCCGCCUCCAACUCUGGAAAUCCCAAGGCUGAUGAUGAUGCUUCUAGCAAUGAGUUGUCAUGGAAGAUUGAGAAGAAGAUUAGUUCACAUGACGGUUUGCCAAUUCAGCGUGUUGUUAAAAAGGAGAAGAAGGCAAAGAUAAAGGUGGAGAAGGAGGAGCCUAAGACUAAGGAGGCGCCACUAAAAAAAGUGAAGAAGGAGAAGAAGGAAGUGACGAUGAAGAAGGAGGAUCUUGAGAUGGAUAAAACGCCACUGAAAACUGUGAAGAAGGAGAAGAAAGCGUUUUCAAUUCCGACGUUGAAUGAUGAAUCUAUUUCGAGUCGAGAGUGGGAAGAACAUCUGAAAUGGGAGAAGACUGAAACGUGUAGGCAAAUCUUGGAAGGUCUACAUGCGAGUAUAGAGGAGCCCAGAGGUCGACGUAAGCCGCAGUUGACAAAGACUCAAGUAUGGCCUGUAAUUCUCGGCUGGUACUUGGGAUGA